UUUUUCUAUUCUUCCCUGUGAGUGAAUUUCUUGCCAGUUGCCACCAUUCCUGCAGUGAGUCAUCAGUGGCGGGAGCAGUAUUUUGCAGAUUCGCCCAUUUUUCUGAGAUACAUAGAUGCAGCAAGUGGGCGUCAGGGUAGGGAGAGCAGAGGUAUUUUUUUUUUUGCGGGGAACAAAAUAACAAGGAGAGCAGAGGUAUCUAUGGCUGUACAGUUCAGCAAAAGUGCGUCUGCUCGUCUGCUCGUCUCCUCGGUUUCUUCGUCUUCCCCAUCCCUCGCCUCCCAGUAGAAGCUAGAGGCUCACUUGCUCUAGCGCACAAGCCAUUGGUGUUGUCCUGUCGAUAGCAUAUUAACCAUGCACCUUCCCUGCAAUCUUAGAACUUCUCGGCUAAGCUUUUGGACGUAGAUCUGGCUAUAAGAUGGGAAAGCCUUGUGAGAGAUCAAAAAAGAAGGGAGAUUACUGCCACAACCAUGUAGAGGAGCAAGACAACUAUUUCUUCAAAAUUAUGAUUGGUGAUUUUGGUGAAAGGAUCACCAUACCAGAUGCCUUUGUCAAACAUUUUAGGGGUAAAUCUGCAAGAACCAUUAAGCUGGAAUCACGCAAUGGUUGCACUUUUGAUGCCAAAAUUACAAAUAAUUACGACGAACUAGUCCUCCAAUCUGGAUGGGGUUCAUUUGCUAGUGCUCAUGACUUGAAAGUGGGGGACCUCCUGUUAUUCAAGUACAAUGGGAUAUCUCAACUGAAGGUUCUAAUCUUCGAUCCGAGUGGCUGUGAGAAAGUACAAUCGCAUCUUGUCAUCAAUAAUACUGGUCAAGAACUAAUUGACAUCUCAAGCAGUUUUGAUGAUAUUCCCAUAAAUUCACCACAAAGUGAAAGGCCAAACCAGGGGAACGAUAAUGUGAAUAUCAGUUCAUCAAGGUCUCCACCCGAGGCAUCAGAAGAUGACCUGGAAGCAUAUUCUGAUUCUGUCCCGCUGUACAUCCUCCCACGUGGUAUCUCUCUUACUGAUGUGCAGACGAAGAAACUGGAUAAAAGGGUCCAAGCUAUUCAAUCCAAAACCCCUAUCUACGGAUGUAUCAUGAGCAAGAGCAGUCUUUAUGCAGAACCUUCUAAUCUGUACUUAUCUCGGAAAUAUGCCGAUACAUACCUUCCGUUUAAAAAUGGAACGCUGAUCCUUGAACGGCAUGCCAAGAAUUGGGAAGUGCAGUGCAGCAUCACCUCGGUUAAACGUAAAAGGUUUACAAAAGGGUGGAAAGAGUUUGCACGUGACAACAGUUGAAGCUGGGAGAUUUCUGUCUCUUCGAGCUACUGAAGAAGAAGAAUAAGCAGUACAUCUUGAGGGUUCAUAUCAUUAGGAAAAAAUGAAGUCUGGUAGGCUGGUCGAUCUCUUCAGCUGUUGCUAUUGGUGAAAUGUUUGGUAUGUUUGAUCGAGGCGCUAUCUAUGAUGUACGCGGUACGCCUUGUUUGCUUCCAGUAUCCAAGCUCGAUCAGUGUUUGGCUUUGUUUUGUACUUCAAGGAAUAUGUUGCUGACUUGCUGUAAGAUACAGUGCUGUAACAACCUGUCUUCUGUGAUUUUAACCUCAAUGUUGCUAUAGUCUAGGCCGCUAUGAUUAUGGAGUUGAUCUGAAUUCUUUG
This is a messenger RNA of Lolium perenne, 1636 nucleotides long. Its product is annotated as putative B3 domain-containing protein Os03g0621600. NCBI's taxonomy places the organism in Eukaryota, Viridiplantae, Streptophyta, Magnoliopsida, Poales, Poaceae. The record is from RefSeq and is a predicted model, not a curated record. Gene Ontology annotation, molecular function: DNA binding.